Molecule: messenger RNA, 996 nt
Organism: Helianthus annuus (common sunflower)
Lineage: Eukaryota; Viridiplantae; Streptophyta; Magnoliopsida; Asterales; Asteraceae
Exons: 2
Coding region: 1-996 (331 amino acids)
Source: RefSeq, a predicted model, not a curated record
AUGGAGCCGAGUGAAACCAUAGAGGGAACUGAUGUGGUGAUCCCGUUAUCUUUUGUCAAACAGGUGAAUGAAAGAUUAAUGAUGAACGCUAAAGGGUUCUUUUUCUUUAAAUUCAAUACAAACGAAGGGUUGAAACAAUUAUUGGAAGAUGGGCCUUGGACGAUUAGGAAUGUUCCGAUUAUUCUUAAAGAAUGGGCUCCCUCGGUUAUGGUCGAGAAAGAGGAUAUAAAAGUAAUACUAGUGUGGGUUAAACUUCACGAGGUUCCGUUAGAGGCAUUCACAGAAGAUGGUCUGAGUUUAAUCGCAUCAAGAAUAGGUACCCCGAAAAUGUUGGACUCUUAUACUGCAACCAUGUGUGCUGAAUCUUGGGGGAGAAGUAGUUUUGCUCGUGCCCUCAUUGAAGUCAAAGCGGAAUGUGAGCUCAAAAAGGAGGUGACAAUAGCUAUACCAAACAUGGACGGGAAUGGUCACUCAAAGGUGCCAAUUAGAGUUGAGUAUGACUGGGAACCUUUACGGUGUGCAACGUGUUGUGUGUUUGGUCAUAAUGAUAGUGCUUGCCCAAAAAAUCUGAAACAUGAACCCUCUAAGGAAAAGCCGUUUAAAUCCGAGGAGUUUAAGGAAGUUCCGGUGAAGUCUAGCAAAGGAAAUAAUCAAGGAAUUCUUAUAAAAAACCAAAAACAAAAAUUUAUUUAUAGACCGGUGAAUAAGAACAAACCUAAGACGAAUGAUAAGGAGGCUACGAACCAUGUUAAAACUUCUAAUCCCUUCGAUGUUCUAAAGGAUGAUGAGACUCCUACUAUGAAUGCUAAUGCUGGUGGGGUUCGAAGUCAGAAUGUUGAUCCAAAUGGCAAAAGCCGAAACCAAGAAGAACUAGUCUCGGAUGAUAUUGAGAUUGAUGACCUCUUAGCUAAUAUUCCGACGUGUUUGGAUAGAAACAAUGAGUUAAACGUGUCUGAGGGUGCAAGCACACCCGGUGGUUUAGGUUCUCAUGGGUAG